Molecule: messenger RNA, 2369 nt
Organism: Acomys russatus (golden spiny mouse)
Lineage: Eukaryota; Metazoa; Chordata; Mammalia; Rodentia; Muridae
Gene: Znf324
Product: zinc finger protein 324
Exons: 4
Coding region: 393-2153 (586 amino acids)
Biological process (GO): regulation of transcription by RNA polymerase II
Molecular function (GO): DNA-binding transcription factor activity, RNA polymerase II-specific; RNA polymerase II cis-regulatory region sequence-specific DNA binding
Source: RefSeq, a predicted model, not a curated record
UUCCGGCGGUCUAGGUUGUCACUUGGCUGACCCGGCUUCUGGCCACACGGGUGAUCACGAUCGGUGCGUGGAGGGCCUGGCCGGGUCUGCACUCUCCAGGAGGUCCUGGGAACACAAGACUAGAGCAAGUGGGGACGGUGCUCGUAGCUGUCCACUUCGGGCCGUGGCUCGGUACACGUCGGCACUGCAAGCCGGCGGCCCUGCCUCCUAGCCUCAGUUUCCCCUGUUGGCUCGUAGCCGGCUGUCGAGACUGUAAGGGCCGUACUGAAGCCAAGUACUCUCCAUAUCCCCAGCUGCAGCUCUCCAGAAGUCCUCUGGGCGUAUAACGCCCUUGUCUGACCGGGAAACUGAGGCCCCGGUGGGCUGCGCGAGGCCGUGGGCGGGGACCGGCAAUGCGGGGCUCUCCCGCCCGCCGUGCCCCGCCCCCACUGCAGAUUCCGAUGGCUGCAACCUGGCCGCAGCUGACAGAUCCAGCGCGGGGCCUGAUGGCCUUUGAGGACGUGGCUGUAUACUUCUCCCGGGAGGAGUGGAUGUUCCUGGAUGCAGCCCAGAGGGCCCUGUACCGCCAUGUAAUGCUGGAAAACUUCGCACUUGUAGAUUCCAUAGGACUCUCUGUCUCCCGGCCUCUUGUGAUCAUCCAACUCCAGCGUGGUGAGGAACCCUGGGUUCCCAACAGGACAAAUGCAAGUCCAGGCAGGAGGACCCACAGGAGAUCCAGCCUUGGAUCCAGUUACAAUGCAAGGGACCGACAUGUUUCUGGAGAUGCACCACUUCCAGGGGUCACCUGUGACAGGCCUGAUGGGAUGCCUUCUAGUGUCCUUCCUCCUGCUGGUGCCUGCCCUGAUACAAAAAUCCCAGAGGGACACCAGAGCGCCUCCCUGUCUCUGCAGAGAAAACCCACAGGGGUAUCCGUGAUCUACUGGGAACAGCUCCUGCUAGGUUCCAGUGGCAGUGAGGCAACUGUCAGCCUGCGAUUGACUUCCCCAGGAGGGGUUCCUGAAAAUGGUCCGUCCACAGUGAAGGCCCUCUCUGACCUCCUGGCCCCAGAGAAGCAGCCAGGGGUAGCCAAGCAGCAAAAGCCAGAGAUGCAGCUAACCCCUGGGAGAAACUUCCAAAGCAUCGCAGACCUCCAUGGGGCCGGGGAGGGACGUGAGAUGAGUGGGGCUUGGCAUGAGCCUCAGGGAGACCACAAUGUUCCAGAGCUCCCAAUAUGGGAUGAGCUGGGCGAGGCCCUCCAGGCCGGUCCGGGUCUUCUCUCUGGGGACAAACCUUUCGAAUGUAGGGCGUGCAACAAGGUGUUCGUGAAGAGCUCAGACCUCCUUAAGCACCUGCGCACCCACACGGGGGAGCGGCCAUAUGAGUGCACCCAGUGCGGCAAGGCCUUCAGCCAGACAUCACACCUGACUCAGCACCAACGCAUCCACAGCGGGGAGACGCCCUAUGCAUGCAUGGUCUGCGGCAAGGCCUUCCGACACAGCUCCUCGCUAGUGCGCCAUCAGCGCAUCCACACGGCGGAGAAGGCAUUCCACUGCAGCGAGUGUGGCAAGGCCUUCAGCCACGGCUCCAACCUCAGCCAGCACCGCAAGAUCCAUGCAGGAGGGCGACCUUAUGCCUGCGCACAGUGUGGCCGCCGCUUCUGCCGCAACUCGCAUCUCAUCCAACACGAACGCACACACACCGGCGAGAAGCCCUAUACCUGCUCCCUCUGCGGCGCGGCCUUCAGUCAAGGCUCCUCGCUCUUCAAGCACCAGCGCGUGCACACUGGAGAGAAGCCUUUCUCAUGCCCACAGUGUGGCCGUGCCUUCAGCCACAGCUCCAACCUCACACAGCAUCAGCUGCUACAUACUGGCGAAAGGCCCUUCCGAUGCGGGGACUGUGGCAAGGCUUUUGCCAAGGGCGCAGUGCUGCUCAGCCACCGGCGCAUCCACACGGGUGAGAAGCCCUUCGUGUGUGCACAGUGUGGCCGGGCCUUCCGUGAGCGCCCUGCCCUCUUCCACCACCAGAGGAUCCACACAGGAGAGAAGGCCCUGCGGAGGCCCAGGGGUGGCAUGCACUCCCAGGCCAGGUCUCUGGGGGCAUCCUUAGAUGGUGCACCUCCCAAGGACACCUCCACCUUAGGCCCAGCAGCGGUCCCAAAGCUAGCCGAGUCCUGAGGUCACAACUGUGCUAUUUCCUGCCUUCUCUGAAUCCCUUUCCCUCACUGUGGAAGAGCCUGUGUUCUCGAAAAUCCACUAACAAGCCCUGUUAUGUGAGCCAGGUAUGAGGAAGACUUGCCAGUCAGUUCCAUUUACGUAUGACAAAAUCUGCUCUUCGUCCACAACUCACACCUACACCCUCAAAGAAGGUGUCCUGGAGAGGCGUCCACAGUA